Molecule: messenger RNA, 2913 nt
Organism: Electrophorus electricus (electric eel)
Lineage: Eukaryota; Metazoa; Chordata; Actinopteri; Gymnotiformes; Gymnotidae
Gene: hsd17b4
Product: hydroxysteroid (17-beta) dehydrogenase 4
Molecular function (GO): oxidoreductase activity
Source: RefSeq, a predicted model, not a curated record
GGGAGUGGGUCAAGGGUCACGUUAAACUUCGCCGUCUGUGAAGCCGGACGGUAUCAGGAGCCUUUUCGCCAUGGCCGUGCCUCUGUCGUUUGCUGGAAAAGUCGUUCUUGUGACGGGAGCUGGUGGAGGACUUGGGAGAGAAUAUGCAUUGGCUUUUGGUGAAAGAGGAGCCUCUGUUGUUGUGAAUGACCUUGGUGGAGACAUUAAAGGAGGUGGAAAGAGCUCAUCAGCUGCUGAUAAAGUUGUAGAGGAGAUUAAAGCUAAAGGUGGCAAAGCUGUGGCAAAUUAUGAUUCUGUAGAAGAUGGUGAAAAGCUAAUCAAAGCAGCCUUAGAUGCAUUUGGACGAAUAGAUAUUUUGGUAAACAAUGCUGGGAUCCUGCGUGAUCGAUCUUUUGCUAGAACAAGUGACCUGGACUGGGACCUCAUUCACCGAGUGCAUUUAAGGGGCUCUUUCAUUGUUACCCGGGCAGCAUGGAAUCAUAUGAAGAAGCAACAGUUUGGGAGAAUCAUCAUGACCUCAUCAGCUGCUGGGAUUUAUGGGAACUUUGGCCAGGCAAACUACAGUGCUGCCAAGCUCGGCCUCCUGGGCCUGGCCAACACUUUGGCCAUUGAAGGCCAGAAGUACAACAUCCACUGCAAUACCAUUGCUCCCACGGCAGGCUCACGGCUCACGCAGACCGUCAUGCCCCCAGAUCUCUUGAAGUCUUUGAAAGCAGAGUAUGUUGCUCCGCUUGUUCUCUGGCUGUGCCACGAGCAGUGUCAGGAGAAUGGAGGUCUUUUUGAGGUUGGAGCUGGCUGGAUUGGCAAAUUGCGGUGGGAGAGGACCUUGGGUAGUAUUGUCCGGCAUAAGGACCAGCACAUGACCCCAGAAGAGGUACGGGACAAGUGGGACCAAAUCUGUGACUUUACCAGUGCCACUAAGCCAGCUACUAUUCAAGAGUCGUUGCACACACUGGUGGAGGUGCUGUCAAAAGUGGAGGCUGGAGAAGGGCUGAGAGCCAAUCCAGCCCAUGCCUUGGCCUCAUCAACAUCUGGCAUCAACCCCUCAGAUGCCAUAGGGAAGAUGCUCGGAGAGAUGACCUUUAGCUACACCCACAUGCACUGUGUCCUCUAUGCUCUGGGAGUGGGCUUGUCCACCAGGGAACCCGAUCACCUCAAGUUCCUCUACGAAGGCCAUGAGGACUUCAGUUGUCUCCCUACCUUUGGGGUCAUCCCAGCCCAGGCCUCCAUGCUGGAGGGAGGUCUCGGCUCUCUUCCUGGUCUCAAUUUUGACCCCACCAAGCUUCUGCAUGGAGAGCAGUACUUAGAGCUGUACAAACCUCUGCCUACCUCAGGUACACUGACAUCUAAGGCAUCAGUAGCAGACAUUCUUGACAAAGGGUCUGGCGCACUCAUACUCUUGGAUAUUCACACAUACAGCAACCAUGAGCUGGUGUGCUACAAUCAGUUCUCCUUGUUCAUUGUUGGUGCUGGAGGUUUUGGGGGAAAGAGGUCCUCAGAACGAGCUGUGGCCACAGUUCCCCCUCCAAACAGGGCACCUGAUGCAGUGGUGACAGAUGAAACCACCAGAGACCAGGCUGCUCUGUACAGGCUGAGUGGUGACUGGAACCCUCUUCACAUAGAUCCAAACUUUGCAGCAUUAGGAGGUUUCAAAUCUCCCAUUCUGCAUGGGCUGUGCUCUUUUGGGUUCGCUGCUCGCCAUGUCUUGAGGCAGUAUGCUGACAAUGAUGUUUCUAGAUUCAAAUCCAUCAAGGUGCGAUUUGUAAAGCCAGUGCUACCAGGACAGGCUAUACAGACAUUGAUGUGGAAAGAGGGCAACAGAAUUCACUUUGAGUGCAAAGUCAAGGAGACAGGAGCUGUCGUGUUGGCUGGAGCAUAUAUAGACUUACAUACAGCCUCAGGUGCUCCAACUGCUUCAGCAAAGACAGAGGGACUUCAGAGUGAUUUGGUGUUUGCUGAGAUUGGCCGCCGAAUUAAAGACCUUGGUGGUGAACUUGUGAAGAAAGUUAAUGCAAUUUUUGGAUGGGAAAUUACCAAAGGAGGAAAGACUGCUGCACAAUGGACCAUUGAUCUGAAGACAGGAAACGGUGCCCUCCAUAAAGGUCUAUACAAUGGCAAAACUGAUGUGACUUUUACCGUAUCUGAUGAGGACUUCAUGGAUGUGGUGGUGGGGAAGCUCAACCCUCAGAAGGCAUUUUUUGCUGGCAAACUGAAAGUCAGAGGAAAUAUCAUGUUGAGCCAGAAGCUGGAGACAAUACUGAAGGAUUAUGCCAAGCUGUAGGCUUCCAAGCCACCCAGCACCAGAGAGCCAUGCAGCUGCAAACAGAACGGCACUUUACUGAGUGUGUACCAGUGAGCAUGAUAUUGCUAGUCUUUGUGUCCAGUGACAUUUAAGAUCUAAUGAGUGUGAUGUUUUCCACAAGGUAUGCUUGUAAGAGAAUUCAAACACUACUAAUAAAAAAUUAGUGAGGAAAAAUCUACUAAUUAAUUACAUUUGUCCUUUGAAUCACUUAGCACUAUUGUUUAGUACCUUUGCACAUUUUGUGUAUUCCCCUUCCAAAUCAAAGUUAUACUCUGUAGGUUUGAGGUCUUGGUUUACAUAUGACAGUUUGUCAACCUUAGCGUUUCAGUUGCCUAAGAUGGUACGAACCUUUACUCAAAGUUGUUCUAAUCACAUCAUUGUGUCUUUAGUCAUUUAAAGUAUGAAGUCAAUUCAAAUGCAUCUUUUUACUUUUAUUUUAACAUAAGCCCAAUGUUGAUUUCUCAGUUUCAAAAUUAAACCUUGUAUAAUUAAUAUAGACUUUUAUUAAUUUACAAAGUUUAUGAAGUUGUAACAUCUAGUAAUGAGACUGGUUGUGAUCUGCUUAAUAUGUACUUCUAAUUUGUAAUAAAGUUCACUUUUGAGUAACAAAA